AUGCAAUCAGUAUUUCAGGUAGGUCACGAACAAGCAAAGCAUAAGCGAAAUCGUGUUUCACUCAAUUGUUUGUCAUGCAAACGGCGUAAAAUUAAAUGUGAUAGAAAUAAGCCUUGUGGUUCAUGUGUCAAGUAUGGAUCGGUUUGUGAGUACCUGCAACCGCUGUGGAAUAAAGCUGACCAGGAUGAGCAAUUUUCUGUGCAGCGUUUAGAUUUUUUGAGCUCUAGACAUGGAGAUGACGGGGCUAUCAAGAAACGUAAGACAAGUCAAGGAGAAAGGAAGAGUGAUGUUGGUAGUAUUGAGAGUGUUGAUAUAUCCGAGAAUGUUAAUCCUCACCCUGAAGCUAAUACUGGUGGUGUUUUUGCUCAGUUGGAGUUCUUGAAAUCUAAAUUACACGAAUUGGAAUCAAAAAUGCAUGAUGGAAAUGGAACUUAUCAAACAUCUAAUAACUCCACACCUGCAACUGAGAGAAAGCCUCUUGACUGGGAGACGAUCACCUCAUCGGCACACAAUGACUCAUCGAACCCUACUUUUGUUGGAAUUAAUCCACACAAUGAUACUGAUCCUGAAGAAACUAUUAAUUUCUAUGCAGGCUAUGCACCCGUACAUGUUCAGGACUUAGCUAGACGAUACAACCAUGGUCCAUUUGCUUGGUUGACGUUAUUGAAAAAAGAUCCUGCCCAAAGUCAAGUUUGGAAAUACUUGCAUUCAGUUCGUCAAGAAAAUCGUCAAAGGAUCCGACAAACUCCACGUGCUGCUCAAUUACCACCUUUAAUUCAUGUUUUCAAAGAUGGGGAUUCACAAGGCGGAGCAAAGUCUGUUCAUGGUUGUUGUGGCCACGAUGGUGUUGAUAAGGAUGCUGAAACAGAUAAAUCUGACCAGCCUCAGUGUAAAAAGAAGGAUCGUGGUCAAGAAUGGGAAUUUCGUGAACGAGCAAUUGAUCGUGACGGGUUCAAUGAUUUGAGGCUUUAUGGCAAUGUUCGAACUAAUUUCAAACAACUGGGAAUCAGAGAUGGUACUGCGGCUGCUAGCACACCGAAAGCAACAACUUCUGUGGAAGAUAAAUCAGAGUCCAAAAAGGAUGUUCCUAUUAGCCCUGAGCCAGAGAAGAAGUCAAGAGGUGCCAUGUCAUUUGGCAAAGGCAAAAUCGAAGAAGAAUUGAAUUUGAUUGAAAAUUUGAAGGAUUAUCUCCCUAAACAGAAAGCUAUUUGGAAAUCAAUUGAGUUGUUCUUUACCCACUUGUACCCAUUUUUCCCAUUACUUGAUGAACAAGAUUUUGUCCAUGAAAUGGAACGCAUAUUGGGACCUAAAGGUUACAAUGACUCCAAAAUAACCGAUUUGAAAAUUGAAAAACGACUUGAUCUUGCAUACUUGGGAACACUUUUCAUUGUGAUUCGAUUUGCUUACGUUUCACUAGUCACCAACAGAAGAACCAUUAUGGAUCAAAAGUUGGCCAAUGAAACAGAGGAUGUACAUGAAUUGGAUGUACAGUAUUUGCUAAUGAACCCAGCUGAAAUGAAGCUUAUCGAAAUGGCAGAAUUAUGUCUUGAUCAAUUCAAUUUAAAUCGUAGAAGUGCCCUCAUUGUUUUACAGUGCACUUUUUUUCUUCGUUUGUAUUAUAUGUUUGGACCUGAGCAUGGUGAUGGUGCCGAUGGUGGAGAUUCGCAAGUGAUUAAUGGAUUAAUGGUUCAAAUGGCACUUGCUAUUGGAUUGCAUCGUGACGGAUCAGUGGUUACAAAUAUGAAUGAUAUCAUAUCUGAUUCUAUUGAGGGUUCUGUUGCUGAAGAAGAUAGCACUAGGAUUCAAAAUCUUCAUCGCAAAAUUUGGUUUUUUUUGGUUAUAUGUGACUUGAUACAGGGAUAUCAAUAUGGUAAUCCAUUAUGUGUCAGAGAAGAGAUGUAUGAUACUCGCUUGCCCUAUUAUGAACCGGGGAAUGAAAACAUCGAUGAUGUUGAAAAAGAAAAAUAUGUUGUUAGUACAUUUGCUUACCUUGAAAAGUAUCGUACCAAGUUGGUGAAUAUAUUGAACUCUUGUUUGAAUUUACAUAAACCGGCUAAUUUGAAGAUCCUUACUGGUUAUAUUUCCGAAUUUGAAGUGUUUCUCAAUAACAAUUUUGGUAUAAUGAAGUUGUUUCUUAUACCUUAUGAUGAAGAUAAUUAUGCUUAUCCAUUUUUGAAAAUUAUGAAGUGCAAAAAUUAUAUCAAUAUGAAAAUGUUUCUUAACGGGUUAUUGGCCCAUUUGUAUAUCCAUUAUGAAGCACAAGCAAAAGAUCUGAACCAACCACUUGACAAACAACAGAAGCUGCAAUCAUUGGCGUUUUUCUACUUGAGAAAAAUUAUGGCCUCAUUGUAUGGUGAAUUUUUACCCCACGUUUUCCAAUUGCUUUGUGAAAAUGCUAAAAAUUUCGGUACUGAUAUCGGUAGCGAUUUGAUUUUGAAUCCAUUUAUUGAAUCAAUGUUGCACAAGAUUUCUCAAUUUAGUUUUGCAAUGUUGACACGAUUGAAUUCGACGAUCUAUUUAAUGAGGUCUAAUCCUGUAGCACAUGAAGCUGGAAUGAGAUCCGGGUUCACUUAUCGGUUAAAAUAUGCCAAAUUAGUGCAAUUGAGUCAACUUUUGGAAAGAAUCUGUGAAGUGGUCAUUAUGUCAAUGUCGCGAUUGAGUCAACGGUAUUAUUAUGCAUGGAGAAUAACUAAAGCUCAUUCGUAUAUUAUGACUCAUUGUAUGAGGAAUCAAGAGUUUUUCAAACUUUUCCAUGAGAAGAAACAAUUAAGGACGUUUUUGGAAUGUGAUGAUGCCCAAUUGAAUGAGCUUAUAGCACUUUGUGAAAAGGGUCUGAAACCAUACAAUAAAUGCAAGAAAAGGUUUGGCAAGAUGUUUACAGAAACUUUCAACGGAAAUCAUAAUAGCGCCGGUGAUAAUGUUGAAGACGCUGGUGGUGUACAGUCACGACCAACAUCAGGAAAUACCAAUAGAGGGGAGACAAGAGUUAAUGGUAGUGGUGAUGUUUCCCAGGUGCAUACACACCAAAACCUGGUUGGCUCAAACGCGCCAAGUUCAGCAACCGAAUACUCCAACAUCUUAACCAAUCCAACGUCAUCCGAAUCCUGGUCAAGUCUUGAUGAUUUUAACACUGUAUCAAACACAGAUAUCGAUAAUUUAUGGAUCUCACUCAAGAUGAAAACGAGUCCAUUUACCAAUGACAACAAUCAUGAUCAAAAUCAAAGUGGAUUUCCUAAUACAAACAUUGGUGGAUCAGUGUCUGGACAUACUCCAUUUACGCCAUCGGUGAUGACUCCAUUUUGGCAGUCUUUGGCACAACCAUAUAACCAACAACAGCAACAACCACUACAGCAGCAUCCGCAACAACAACAAAACUACCAACAACCUGCUGGAUUUAACGAAGGCGGUAGUACCAACAACCCUGAAAAUGAUGCAAAUUCUAGUGGUCAAGGUAGUGGUGGACAUGCUGGAAACGCAAAUGGAGGCGAGUUGAAGACAUUGAAUGAUUUCGAUUUGUUUAACAGUUUCCCCUUGGAAGAAAUGUUGGGUAUAGCUAGUAUGAACUUGCCAUAG
Messenger RNA from Lodderomyces orthopsilosis Co 90-125, 3573 nucleotides. Its product is annotated as Zcf14 transcription factor. Gene Ontology annotation, molecular function: zinc ion binding; DNA-binding transcription factor activity, RNA polymerase II-specific; DNA binding. Gene Ontology annotation, biological process: DNA-templated transcription; positive regulation of transcription by RNA polymerase II. The transcript has a single exon. Bases 1 to 3573 code for a protein of 1190 amino acids. Lineage: Eukaryota; Fungi; Ascomycota; Pichiomycetes; Serinales; Debaryomycetaceae. Gene Ontology annotation, cellular component: nucleus. The record is from RefSeq and is a predicted model, not a curated record.